AUGCCCAACCAAAACAAGCCAACACCACCUCUUGAGGACAUUGCUCCUCACAUCCUUCGGUACUGGAAAGCGCGUCAAACAGACAAGAAGAUCGUAGAAAACUUGCAGGAUCAUUUCGACACAUCUCGUUAUGGACUAGGAUACACGAAGUUCAGAGAGAUCCGCAAUGACAUGGGUCUCCUGCGUACCCGCCAGCAGAGCCACACCAUCGAAUCUAUCCAUGAAGCCAUGAUCGAGCUUCGCAAGGCAUACCCGAAUGCCGGUGCACGGGAAAUGGUGAUUUUGCUAUUUCAUGAGAAAGAAAUGAGUGUUUCAAGAAAUUUAGUGAUAGCAUACUGUGCUGUCUAUGAAGCAGACCUCGUACAUCAGCGAAAAGCCCGCCGUCUCAAGCGGAGGCGGUUCUGGGCCGCUGGCGUCAAUGACCUAUUUGCUGUUGAUCAACAUGAUAAGUGGCUUCGAUUCGGUCUUGCAUUGCAUACUGGAGUGGAGCCAUUCUCGGGUCGUAUCAUGUGGAUCCGAGUCUGGCAUUCUAACCGCAACCCCCAGCUCAUUCUCACAUACUAUCUUGACACCAUCCAGAAACUGGGCCAUAUUCCGCUGGUGACUCAGAGUGAUCCUGGCACUGAAAAUUACGGAAUCGCCAAUGCACACACUAUGCUUCGUCAAAUGUACGAUCCGGCACUGCAAGGUACAUUACAACACCUCUGGAUGCGGACCAAGAAGAAUGUUAAACCGGAGAUCACUUGGUCUCAGUUACGGCGCCGGUUUACUCCUGGUUUCGAAACACUCUUGGAUGAAGGAGUGGAGAACGGCUGGUAUGAUAGUGAUAACACCCUUCAGGUCAUGAUCUUCCGCUGGAUUUUUAUUCCGUGGCUGCAGUGUGAGCUAGAUAGGUAUCAGGACCGCGUUAAUAACACCCUCAAGAGGCCAGAUCGUAACAAGGUGCUUCCACACGGUGUACCCAAUCUAAUAUACGAGUCUCCAGAAGAUUUUGGGGCCUUGGACUUUAAGGUAACGGUCAAACAAGAUGAUAUAGACUAUGUCCGCCGUCUCUAUGUGAACCCUGAUCAUCCGGUCUUCGAUUUGGUUCCCCGACCCCUCAACAACUUCAUUCAAGGCUGUUAUGAAGACCUAGGCCGUCCUCCAAUCACUCGCCAGUCCGUGUGGACGAUCUACUUAGAUUUGUAUGAUUCGAUGCAGCGCUCUGUGCAGGUGCCAGCCAUUGUCAGGUCUCUUACAGCGGGCACUGACCCAGACGAAGAGCCUUUGCCUCUCCUCGAAAACCAAAACGACCUUUUUUUUCAUGAGGAUACUGAUGGUGCUUACUAUAUGGGUGGCAUUCAUGGCGGACAAGGUCUAGAUGCAUCUGAUCAUCACCGGCUGGAUGAACUGGCUGAGUUGGACGAACCAGGCGCACACUUACUGCCUACAGCUCCAAUCAUAGAGGAGGAGGCAUUAGUUAUUGCAGGAUUCUCUGAUGAGGAGGACAAUGAUGAAACAUUUGAUUGGUGA
Suillus clintonianus is the source of this 1512-nucleotide messenger RNA. RefSeq lists its product as uncharacterized. The coding region runs from base 1 to 1512 and encodes 503 amino acids. Lineage: Eukaryota; Fungi; Basidiomycota; Agaricomycetes; Boletales; Suillaceae. The transcript is spliced from 9 exons. The record is from RefSeq and is a predicted model, not a curated record.